CGACGGCCGCUCGGCGUCCAUCCGCCGGAUCGACGGCGCCCGCGAGGCGACGCCACCCCUGCUGGCCCGUCGGAAUAUUCCUCGCCCUCUCCCCCAUCCUGUCCUCACGGGACUCCCCUUCUGUUCCUCCUCCCUUCCGCUCGCGGGCUCGCGCGGCUGGAGGUGGCGAUUGCGAACGAAACCGAUCCGAUUCGGCCGUCCCCGGCGCUGCCGCUCUGAUCCUAGCUGCCCCCUCGGCCAGUAUAAAAUGGCGAUGAUGGUGGAUCCUCCAAAUGGAAUUGGAAACCAAGGAAAGCAUUACUACUCUAUGUGGCAAACCUUAUUUGAGAUAGACACUAAAUAUGUGCCGAUCAAGCCCAUUGGGCGAGGAGCUUAUGGAAUAGUUUGUUCAUCCAUCAAUCGUGAGACAAAUGAGAAAGUAGCAAUAAAGAAGAUACACAACGUUUUCGACAACCGUGUGGAUGCACUAAGGACUUUGCGGGAGCUGAAACUCCUUCGCCAUCUCCGCCACGAGAAUGUCAUUGCUCUGAAGGACAUAAUGAUGCCAAUACAUAUGAGGAGCUUUAAGGAUGUAUACUUGGUCUAUGAACUCAUGGAUACUGAUCUGCACCAGAUAAUCAAAUCGCCUCAGGGGCUUUCCAAUGACCACUGCCAGUACUUUCUUUUUCAGUUGCUCCGAGGACUGAAAUAUCUCCAUUCAGCAGAAAUACUCCACAGAGACCUAAAACCUGGAAAUCUGCUGGUGAAUGCAAACUGUGAUCUGAAGAUAUGUGAUUUUGGCCUUGCACGUACAAACAGUAGUAAAGGCCAGUUUAUGACUGAAUAUGUCGUCACCCGCUGGUACAGAGCUCCUGAGCUGCUCCUCUGCUGUGACAAUUACGGCACUUCCAUAGAUGUUUGGUCUGUUGGGUGCAUCUUCGCUGAGCUCCUUGGCCGGAAGCCAAUUUUUCCAGGAACUGAGUGCCUAAAUCAGCUCAAGCUCAUAGUGAAUGUUCUCGGCACCAUGAGUGAGUCUGACCUAGAGUUCAUCGACAACCCAAAAGCUCGCAGAUACAUCAAGUCCCUUCCCUACACUCCCGGUGUUCCCCUCGUGAGUAUGUACCCACAUGCGCACCCUCUUGCCAUUGAUCUAUUGCAGAAGAUGCUCAUCUUUGAUCCCACCAAAAGGAUUAGCGUCACCGAGGCCCUUGAGCACCCCUACAUGUCUCCUCUGUACGAUCCAAGUGCAAAUCCUCCUGCCGAAGUGCCCAUUGAUCUGGACAUAGACGAAAAUAUCAGUGCAGAGAUGAUCCGGGAAAUGAUGUGGCAGGAGAUGCUUCACUACCACCCUGAAGUUGUCACAGCAAUAAAUAUGUCAUGAUCUUCCACUGCCCCAGGACCUCGGCAGGCUCACUUUUUUUUAUAAAAGCCUACUGCGAUUAUAGCGCCUAUCUAUUGUAGCACCCACAAUGUAUGUUUCGAAAUUUGGCUUGUGUAAAUACACGUCCAAUAAGAACGGCGUAUGGAUAGUUCUUGUCAUGGACCAUUACUUGGUGUAUGUACUGUCUAUGUGUUGACUGGUGUUCUGUUGUAUGAGUUCACGGAGUGCUGUUGUAUGA
Messenger RNA from Phragmites australis (common reed), 1598 nucleotides. RefSeq names its product mitogen-activated protein kinase 3-like. NCBI's taxonomy places the organism in Eukaryota, Viridiplantae, Streptophyta, Magnoliopsida, Poales, Poaceae. The record is from RefSeq and is a predicted model, not a curated record. Gene Ontology annotation, biological process: intracellular signal transduction; protein phosphorylation. Gene Ontology annotation, molecular function: MAP kinase activity; ATP binding. Gene Ontology annotation, cellular component: nucleus; cytoplasm. The coding region runs from base 248 to 1360 and encodes 370 amino acids. The transcript has 3 exons.